CCUCUGGAACUGCGGCGCGACCCGGGGCAGGUGGGCUGCCUGCCUGGCCUGAGCCGUGCCCGCCACCCCGGAGUCAUCCCGCCGCCCUACCCCAACGGCUGGUACCGCCUGCUCGACUCCCCGCAGCUGCCCCGCGGCGCCGUCCGCAGCCUCACCCUGCUCGGAGAACAUCUUGCCGCGUUUCGCACCCAGGAUGGACAGGCAUAUGUGGUCGACGCUUACUGCCCUCACCUCGGUGCUAACCUUGCUGUGGGUGGUCGUGUCGUGGGUAAUUGCAUCGAAUGUCCAUUUCAUGGAUGGCGGUUUCGAGGAAAAGAUGGAAAAUGCACCAGCAUCCCAUACGCUGAAAAAGUGCCAGAUUUUGCAACGGUUCGGACCUGGCCCUCCUGUGAAGUGAACGGGAUGCUGCUGGUCUGGUAUCACUGUGAUGGGGUCAGUCCAACAUGGGCUGUCCCUGAGCAGCGGGAGAUCACCACGAAAGACUGGGUGUUUCGUGGGCAAACAGAGCAUUUCAUCAAUGCACACAUUCAGGAAAUCCCUGAGAAUGCAGCUGAUACAGCUCAUCUGACUUUUCUCCAUGGACCAGCUAUUCUGAGUGGAACUGAUUUGAGGUAUACAAGGUCCAAGCUGUGGGGUUUUAUGAAGCAUAUCUGGAAGGCUGAAUGGCAGCCAGAACCAGGGCCCAACAAGCACUGCUCCCAGUUGCUGAUUAAACACAGUGCAACCGUGUUUGGGAAACACUUCUCCUUGCUGGAUUUGACUGUUUCAGCCAGACAAGUGGGCCCAGGACUGGUUUUCCUGAUUUUUGAGCAUGCUUUCCUGGGCCAUGGGAUCAUUCUGCAGACUGUGACUCCCGUUGAGCCUCUCCUGCAGAAUGUUGUCCAUAAAAUCUACUAUCAGAAGAACAUGCCAGCCAUAAUCCCCAAGUUCAUCCUGAAAGCAGAGUGCAUACAGUUUGAACGUGAUAUAACCAUCUGGAAUAACAAGCAGUAUCUCUCUAAGCCCUUCCUUGUAAAAGAAGACUCUACCAUCCAAAAGCAUAGACGGUGGUAUGCUCAAUUCUACAGUGAGAGAAGCAUGAAGUUCACAGUGCAAGAGGGCCUGGACUGGUGA
Messenger RNA from Rhea pennata, 1113 nucleotides. RefSeq names its product cholesterol 7-desaturase nvd-like. NCBI's taxonomy places the organism in Eukaryota, Metazoa, Chordata, Aves, Rheiformes, Rheidae. The transcript has 7 exons. The record is from RefSeq and is a predicted model, not a curated record. The annotation marks the transcript as partial. Gene Ontology annotation, biological process: cholesterol metabolic process. Gene Ontology annotation, molecular function: oxidoreductase activity; 2 iron, 2 sulfur cluster binding.